Messenger RNA from Lathyrus sativus (Indian pea), 780 nucleotides. The record is from the annotation of a GenBank genome assembly. NCBI's taxonomy places the organism in Eukaryota, Viridiplantae, Streptophyta, Magnoliopsida, Fabales, Fabaceae.
AUGGAGAGAAGUAGUUUUAUCUUAGAAACUGUUACUUUUUUGUUAGUUGUUUCUUCAGAUCCUCUGUUUUCAUGCAUUGUUACAUUCUGUGUUUUGAUUCUUAUCUAUUUGCCGCAUAUUUUCUGCAAGAUUGUUUUCUCACCUGUUUUGAUUCUCACCGGGGUUCUCUUGUUGAUUGUUCUUCGUUUUGGUGCAAUUCAGAGAUCUAACAGUGAAGAAAAAGAAAAUUUGGAAAUAACAGGUUAUGAUACCAAUGAAGAAAACAGAGAUGAGAAACAGGGGAAAACGGAGGAACAAGUGGAAAUACAUUCUUUCGACGAAAUUCAUAAAUGGGUUUUGAGGAAUUCUGAAGAAAAUUUGAAAUUUGAAAUGGGUUUUGAAUCAAGUUCGUUUCUUGAUGAGUCUUUCGUUGAAUGGAACGUGAAAGCGCCAUUGGAGGUUAUAUAUGAAGGUGAAGAAACAGAGGAGAGUUCUGUUGCUGGACUUUUGAGGUACCCUUCUUUGUCAUGUUAUUAUCCUGAAUCUGAUUCGGAUAGUUCAUCGGAGAAUGAUUUUCCGGCAAUGGGGAACUGGGACUCGCCGGAGGAGAUGGGUUUUAUGUGGGAUGAUGAAGAAGACAGAGAAGGGUUAAUUGAGAUAUCUCUUGAUGGUUGUAAGAAGAAAGAGUUGGAGUUUCAGUUAGAGGAAGAGAAUAUGAUUGAGAUUGAUAUAUCUCCGACGAAACGCAGGGAGUUUACCGGCGAGGAUGAGGUGUUUCCCGGUGAGAUUAGGUGCAAUUAA